Molecule: messenger RNA, 1186 nt
Organism: Dioscorea cayenensis subsp. rotundata (Guinea yam)
Lineage: Eukaryota; Viridiplantae; Streptophyta; Magnoliopsida; Dioscoreales; Dioscoreaceae
Product: EID1-like F-box protein 3
Exons: 1
Coding region: 56-988 (310 amino acids)
Source: RefSeq, a predicted model, not a curated record
CUCCCUCUCUCUUCCUCCUGUCAACCAUCUUCAUCUCUCCAUCAAUGAACCCACAAUGAUCGAGAGAGCACGCUGCAGCACCAACCUCAGCAACGAUUCCGACGAUCCUCCUACCCCCACCCCUCCUCCGGCCAGCCGUGCCUCCUCCAAUGCCGGUUCCGGUCCCUCCCGCGACGGCAACAUCGGCAUCAACGAUGAGCGCAUCCUGAUGCUCGUCUUCCGAUCCAUCAAUUGGGACCCUCGCGUCCUCAGUGUCACCUCCUGUGUUAGCCGCCGUCUCCGUGCCGUCGCCAAGCGCGUUCUCUGGCGCGAGCUCUGCUUUUCCCGUGCCCCUCGCCUCGUCUCCGCCCUCACUUCCGGAGCCCCCAACGCCCGUCUCGUCGGCGGAUGGCUUGCCCUCGCCAAACUCUUCUUCUUCUGCUGCGGAUCUCAGUCCAGUCGCUUCUUUCCCCUCGAUCACCCCUUUCCCGGCCACUUCAUCGCCGUCUCUCGCUUCUCCAAAACCUCCGGCAAGAGCUUCCUCCCUCGCCGCUGCUGGGGCGAUCUCCUCUACGUCAGCGACCCCUGCGAGCACUCCACCCCCGCCGGCGGCGACGAUCUCGGCGUUUACCGUGGUGUUUUCCCGGGAUUCAUCAGAUCUCGCACCCGCGCUUGCCUGAUCAACCGCCAGGCCGAGCUUGAUUCUAGGGUUCGUUGCCCUUAUUGCGGCGCUCGCGUUUGGAGCAUGACGGCUGCACGGCUCAUCCCCCGCAGCGCCGCUCGCAGGCUCGGAUCUCACGACGGCGAUCUUGAGUACUUCGUCUGUGUUUACGGCCAUCUUCAUGGCCUCUGUUGGCUUGCUCAUUUGUCCAGUGAUGAUGAGGGCAAGCAUAGAGGAGAAGCACCUGAUGAUGAUGAUGAUGAUGAUGGAGAUGCUCAUGGUGAUGAUGAUGAUGAUGAUGAUGAUGAUGAUGAUGAUGAUGAUGAUGAUGAUCAUAUAGCCUUUUGAAUCUGGUACUUCUCUACUCUGAUUUCUUUGAAUUCUUAUUUUGUCUCUCUUUGUUAUUCCUUGUUUGCUUCUUCUCCUUCUUCUUCUCUUUGUUUUAUUUAUCUCUUCUGUCAAUCUCAGCCUUUUUUUUGGUCACUUCUCAUGAAUCAUGUGUGUUUGUUUUGGUAGAGGACUAAACGAGAGUUCAGAUUUUGUUUU